Messenger RNA from Cuscuta campestris, 2565 nucleotides. Lineage: Eukaryota; Viridiplantae; Streptophyta; Magnoliopsida; Solanales; Convolvulaceae. The record is from the annotation of a GenBank genome assembly.
GUAGAUAAUCUUUUGAAAACACUAACACUAAUCUCUAAACUUAUUCUCAAAUAAGCCAUAUACUAACCUUUCAAUGACCAACUGGUUCCUCCUCCUCUCCACACUCCACCCAGGAAUCAUGGCAUUCGUAGCUGCCAGCCACCGCCUCAGCGGCCUCAGGAGACACAGUGAAAUCGCAAAACGCGUCUCAGUUCCCUGCUUUUCCACCGCAGCUCAACCCAGUUCUUCGCCUGAGACGCCCCCGAAACCAGUUCCUGAUUCCCCUUCUCCCAUUUCCCUGUUAGUCUCACUUCUCCUGAAAACAGACCCACACGAUUGGACUUCCAAUCCGGAGCUCCAUGAGUUCCUGCGCAGUUCUCCUUCUCCCAACUCCGUUCUUCAAAUCUCCCGUCAAUUGGGAACGGCCGAGAAGGCGCAGCAGUUCUUCAACAUCUUCAGAGCCCAGACUUCACCUUCUCCCCAUCACUCAUUUUCCGUAUCCCUAGCGUUCCAAGCUAUUCUCGAGCACACAUCCCGGGAGUCUGGGAGCUCACCCGCUAAGCUUUACGAGCUUUUUUGCUCCGGAGCCGGAAUGUUCCAGGAGUCCCUACAUGUUUUUGACGAACUUUGCCCAGAAUCGAGGAACGAAAUUGUGGUGAAAACGCUUUUGGUUGCUUUGGUCAGAAGGGGGUGUAUUGAUUAUGCUCUGAAGGUGCUCGACGAAAUGCUCCAACCGGGUGUGCUUUUCCGGCCCAACCAGAACACCUUGGAAAUGCUGCUGUCUGAGAUUUGGAGGACGGAUGGGAGAGGCACAGAAGCUUCGAUUGGGGAGGAUGGAAUAUAUGAGCUUGUUUCAAGAUUUGGAGACCAUGGGCUGUUCCCGGGUGAUAUCUGGACAUGUAAAUUGGUGAACAGGUUUUGCUGGGGUCGUAGAUGUUACCAAGCUUGGGACUUUCUUCACAAUAUGAUCAGGUCCGGCGCUUUGGUGAGUACCCGUGCUUGCAAUGUCGUUCUGACAGGGCUUGGCAAGAAGCAUGAUUUUCAGAAAAUGAACAUGCUUACAAGGGAGAUGAAGGAAAAAGGGAUUGCACCGAAUGUGGCAACAUUUGGGAUUCUGAUCAACCAUUUGUGUAAGCUCCGUAGGGUCGAUGAGGCAUUGCAGAUUUUUGAAGAGAUGAAGGGUGGGAAUGAAGGCAUUCCUUGUGUUCACCCUGAUACAGUCAUCUACAACACUCUGAUUGAUGGGCUGUGCAAAGUUGGGAGGACAGAAGAAGGAGUGGCAUUGAUGGAAAAGAUGAGCUCGGAGGAGAAUGGGUGUGCCCCUAAUGCUGUUACCUAUAACAGUCUGAUCAAUGGGUUUUGCAAAGUCAGAGAGAUUGAGACUUCUGUCAAUCUCUUCCUCCAAAUGACAAAAAAUGGAAUAGUACCAAGCAUGAUUAGCUAUAAUACUCUGCUUGAUGGCAUGUGCAAGCACGGAAGGGUUGGUAGCGCAAUGGAUUUCUUCAACGAAAUGAAGGAGAAAGGUGUUAAGGGGAAUGCGGUUAGUUACACCAUACUCAUUACGGCUUUCUCCAGUGUCAAAAAUAUUGAGAAGGCAAUGCAAUUAUUUACCGAAAUGACAGAAAGCAGAUGUCAUGCUGAUGCAGUCGUAUACUACAGCCUGAUAUCCGGGCUAAGCCAGGCUGGAAGAAUGGACGAUGCUUGCCUUGUUUUGUCAAAGAUGAAAGAUGCGAAUUUUUCGUUAGACAUAACCGGUUACAACAUUCUCAUUGCUGGGUUUUGCAGGAGGGACAACUGGGAAAAGGUUCAAGAGUUGCUUCAAGAAUUAGAGCAAAAUGGAAUCAAGCCUGACUGUGUCACAUUCAAUACACUGAUAUCAUUCUUUUGUAAGAAAGGGGACCUCCCGAAAGCCCAAAGAUUGAUGAAGAAGAUGAAAGAGGAUGGCAUGGUACCCACAGUCGUCACUUAUGGAGCAGUGAUUCACGCGUAUUGCGCGGGGGGUAAAAUGGACGAAGCCAUGAAACUGUUUGAGACCAUGUGGUUGAGCUCCAAAGUGUUGCCCAAUACAGUGAUAUACAACAUAUUGAUAGAGUCACUAUGCAAGAGUGACAAAGUUGAAGAUGCUCUCUCUUUGAUGAAUGAUGAUAUGAAGGCCAAGGGUGUCAUGCCUAAUACGACCACGUAUAACUCAAUCUUCAAAGCUCUCCGAGAGAGAAACUGGUUCGAAAUGGCCUUCGAACUAAUGGACCAAAUGUCUGCAAGCCUCUGCGACCCUGAUUAUGUUACCGUGGAAAUUCUCACCGAAUGGCUCUCUGCCAUUGGCCAAACUGACAAGUUGCGAGCUUUUGUCGAAGGAUAUCAGGUUUCAAACUCUGGUGUGUGAUGGGCUAACAGAUAUUUCAAUAUAAGACUUGAUUCUAAACCAAGAUUACACCUUUAUUUUAAGCUUAACAAUUAUUCGGUAGGUAUAUUGAUGGGAUUGUUUCUUUCAAUUGGAAAGAGGUUAGCAGUGUGUACAAAUCACUAUGCUCCAUGUUUGUAUGUGUGCACAGAUAACGUUACGUUGAAUAAAACAUGGAGCAUCUA